Molecule: messenger RNA, 1865 nt
Organism: Manihot esculenta (cassava)
Lineage: Eukaryota; Viridiplantae; Streptophyta; Magnoliopsida; Malpighiales; Euphorbiaceae
Product: myb family transcription factor PHL5
Exons: 7
Coding region: 307-1566 (419 amino acids)
Molecular function (GO): DNA binding; DNA-binding transcription factor activity
Source: RefSeq, a predicted model, not a curated record
UUAAUAUAUUCAUAUCUUACACUUGAAGUCUCAGGGGAAUAUUGCAGAGAAUUUUAUGCCAAUGCAUUUGAAUUCAACAUUAUUGGUGUUGAAUUCUAUUAUCCAACUAAUCUGCAUCUUUCUUUUCUGUUCUUUUUUCCCAGAAUUUUCCUGGAUUUUGCCUGCUUCUUCUCUUUAAGUAAUUCACAGUAGAAUGAAAUCUGCUACACUAUUUGCCACUGCCAAAGACAAUUGACCAGAAAUCACCUUUUCUUUUCUUUCCUUUUCUUUUCCUUUUUCUAUCUCUCAUAUUUGGAUUGCUUGUAAAUGAACACUUCAAAGAUCGAUUGCCAAGAUCGAAUUCACCAUAAUCAUGGCCUAAUUGGUGACUUUGCUGUUCAUUUCUCACAAUGUUUUGGUAACCAACAGAGUUGGAACAAAGAAAUUCAUAUGCAGCAACCUGUUAUGGAGGCAGGACUCCAACAGCAGCAAUAUCUCAGGCCUGAUAGAUCAUCAGCCAGCAUAAUGAGCCGAUUCGAAUCGCCAGCUUCAGCCUUCUAUGCAACAGAAAGAUUCAUGGGGUUUCCACAGUAUGAUUGUCAAGUUGAAGCUCCUCCCUUGUGCUUCUCAUACUCCAAGUCCUAUGAUUCACAACAGUCUUCAAGGGAAAAUUAUGCUAUUGACUCAGGAGAACAAGCUGAGCACAACUUGGAAAUGAGAAGCAAUUUGCAGCCAAUUGUGAAAUCCCAUUUCUCUGAUGAUCAGUUUUACAAGUCUUAUAAAAGUUCCUGCAGCAGUUCUUCAGAAAACAAGCUGUAUCUGCUUGAAAGAAAUAAAGUGUUAAACAAUGGAACUGCCUCCGUAGGGAAUCACGGUUCAAUUCCUUUUCAAGGAGAUCAGGAUCAUAGAGUUGGUUGUAAUCCUUGCACAUCUCCAUUUGCACAGCUGGGAUUUAAUUCUUCACAAGGGAUACAGUCUCCAAGAUUUUCUUCUGCAGGUGCUUGUGUGUCUUCUGGUAAUCCUGUUGCUAAUGGAGCUGUGCUUUCAAGUAAAACCAGAAUAAGAUGGACUCAAGAUCUCCAUGAGAAGUUCGUCGUGUGCGUCAAUCGCCUCGGGGGUGCAGAGAAAGCAACGCCAAAGGCAAUACUAAAGCUGAUGGAUACAGAUGGAUUGACCAUCUUUCAUGUGAAGAGUCAUCUGCAGAAAUAUAGAAUUGCAAAGUACAUGCCAGACUCUUUAGAAGGAAAGCCUGAGAGAAGAAAUAGCAUUAGUAACGUAUCCCAGAUCGAUACAAAAACCAGUGGCAUGCAAAUCACAGAGGCACUGCAACUGCAAUUAGAUGUCCAGAGGUGUCUACAUGAACAGUUGGAGAUACAGAAAAACCUGCAAUUGCGAAUCGAAGAACAAAGCAGACAACUUAGGAUGAUGUUAGAUCAACAACAACAGAGGACAAGUAAUAGUCUUUUGAGGAAUCAGAACUUGGAUAAUACAACAUCCCCAGAUGAGCCUGAACUAAAUCUUGAUGACAUUGAGAUUUCCAUCACAGAAGAUUUUAAUAACACCCAAUUCCCAUCUAAGAUAAGUUAGUUCUUCCAACAACACAGUGUUUCAGAUUUCAUUUACUACUUCCAUGUUCUCAGUACAACAGAAUCAGGACAAAAUCUGUGCUGCUUUGUACAGAAAGAAAGGCAUUUGUGUUUUCUUGAAUCCUCAAAUUAUUACAUGAAUGUCUCUAUAAUGAAAGAAGUAAAUACCAUAAAAUUGAUGCUUUAAUGCAAAUGUAAGGAAGUAGAAUUCACAGCAAAAAUUGGAUUUGGAGUUCUGUAUCAGUAUAUUACUUGUGUACUUUCAAGCUCAAAAUACAUUACAAGAAUCAUAGUUUUUGA